AAAAAAAAAAAAGAUUGUACCCGUCAUUUCGUCAUUGCGAGUUGGAAAGCAAAAUAAAAAAUAGGAAAAUAAGGAGGGAAUAAUAGAAUGAAAACAUCCAACCUCUCAAUGCAUUGGGAAGAGACUGAAGCUGGCUAUCACACAACACAUACGAGAACCGCUGCAGUCAAAUAAUCAACACCAGGAGGAACCGGGUGGAGCAAUGGGGUAUUAUAUCGGGUUGAAGCAAUUGCAGAGCUUCCGUAUCAUAUAUCAACAAGCUUUCUCUGUUUUUCUCGGCCGGUGUUUUGCCAUGUGAAGUUGUACCUAGGUAAUAUAGCUUGGUUAACGCCUGUCAUAGAAGAAGAUUUCGUCGUCCUGUCAUCUCAUUCUCACAUUCCUUUCUUUCUUUUUCCCUUUCUUCAUCAAAUAUAUCAAACCAUAAUUUCAAAUUUCAUUCUUUGGUCUAGGUGAUAUUUCAAAUACCUUCUAAACAUAUCAUUAUUCAUAAUACACCUCCCCCGUACUUUCCAACAGUGUUCACAUCCACAACAAUGAGUAAGAUGGGAGAUUUCGAUGCUGUCCGCAAGGAUAUCAUCGCAGAGAUGAAGAAGCCGGGAUAUGACGACGGUAGCGCUGGUCCUGUCUUUGUCCGUCUAGCCUGGCACUCAUCCGGCACCUAUGACAAGGAGACCGACACAGGCGGCUCCAAUGGCGCUGGGAUGCGCUAUGAAGGCGAAGGCGGGGAUCCCGCCAACGCCGGCCUCGAACACGCCCGCACAUUCCUCGAACCCAUCAAGAAAAGACAUCCCUGGAUCACAUACUCAGACCUCUGGACACUAGCGGGCGUAGUCGCCAUCAAAGCCAUGGGCGGUCCCGACGUCCCCUGGAAGCCCGGCCGGACUGAUUUCGUCGAUGACUCCAAAAUACCACCCCGGGGCCGCCUACCAGACGCCACGCAGGGCAGCGACCACCUCCGCCACAUCUUCUACCGCAUGGGCUUCAACGACCAGGAAAUCGUCGCGCUCUCGGGUGCCCACACGCUGGGACGCACACAUAAGAACCGCAGCGGUUUCGAGGGCCCGUGGGUGCACAACCCAACGCGCUUCUCGAAUCAGUAUUUCAAGCUGUUGAAGUCACUGGAAUGGAAGCCAACGACGCUGUCGAAUGGAGUCAAGCAGUUCAACUAUGUGGAUCCGGACAUGGAGGAUGAGGAGCCGCUGAUGAUGUUGCCGACGGACAUGGCGCUGUUGUCAGACGUGGAGUUUGCGAAAUGGGUGUUCGUGUAUGCAGAGGAUAAGGAACUGUUCUUUGACCACUUUUCCAAGGUGUUUGCCAAGUUGCUGGAGUUGGGUAUCAAGCGGGAUGCUCAGGGAAAUAUUACCAAUACCGAUAACAAGCUGGGUGGCUAUGUUUCUGCACCGAAGAAGUCUGAUACGCCACGCGCGAGGUUGUGAUUCCUCUUUUUUCUUUUCUUUAGCACAACUCUUACCUCCUGGUUAGGUAUCUUUGCUUUUUGUCGCCGCCUCCUUGUCGUGCUGCGAUUUCUUUUGUUUGUCCUUUUGCAAAAGCAUAAUUAGCGUUAUAUUUUGCGAAGUGUCAUGAUAGAAACUGUAUAGAAGAUAGACUCAAUAUAACACCUCUCUUAAAACACUCCAUA
Messenger RNA from Blastomyces dermatitidis ER-3, 1639 nucleotides. Its product is annotated as heme-binding peroxidase. The record is from RefSeq and is a predicted model, not a curated record. Gene Ontology annotation, molecular function: heme binding; peroxidase activity. NCBI's taxonomy places the organism in Eukaryota, Fungi, Ascomycota, Eurotiomycetes, Onygenales, Ajellomycetaceae. Gene Ontology annotation, biological process: hydrogen peroxide catabolic process; cellular response to oxidative stress; response to reactive oxygen species. The transcript has 2 exons. The coding region runs from base 534 to 1436 and encodes 300 amino acids.